Anguilla anguilla (European eel) is the source of this 3559-nucleotide messenger RNA. RefSeq names its product bone morphogenetic protein 7b (gene bmp7b). The record is from RefSeq and is a predicted model, not a curated record. The transcript is spliced from 7 exons. NCBI's taxonomy places the organism in Eukaryota, Metazoa, Chordata, Actinopteri, Anguilliformes, Anguillidae. Gene Ontology annotation, biological process: SMAD protein signal transduction. Gene Ontology annotation, molecular function: cytokine activity; growth factor activity. The coding region runs from base 433 to 1710 and encodes 425 amino acids. Gene Ontology annotation, cellular component: extracellular region.
GCCCCUCCCAGCAGAUAGCACCUCCUCAAAGUUUGCUGUCUGCGCUCUAAGCAGGCAUCAUACUACCAGAAACGCUUCUUGACAACUUCAGACCUCGUGAAUGACAGGGAGAACGCGAAAAGAAAAUCCGUGAUCACUUUUACAGACAACUUCACAAGGAACGGAACACAUACUUUCCUAGUUUUAAACCACAUUAAUAAAACUGGACGCGACUGAAAUUGAUGUAUCUUCGGAGGGACAAUUCCCUCAACAUGUGGGAUAUGAGCUGAUGCUGGGAUAAGUACAUUUAUUUUACAAAUAAGUUGCAUUGUACUUAUCCACCAUUGAGUGAAUCUUAUUAUAACCCUUUGAAAUUUAAAGAAAUCUCGUUUCGCUUAACUGUUUCAAGUGGAACAAUAAUAGUAAUACUGCAUUUGGCUACGUACAUAGAAUAUGGUUUCGAUAUCAGAUACAAGUGCUCCGGCACUAAUGCUUUUAUGGGGAUACUGUGUGCUGGCUGAAACGGUCUUCACGAACUUCACUUUGGACAACGAGGUCCACUCAAGUUUCAUCCAUCGGCGACUGAAAAGCCAGGAGCGCCGAGAGAUGCAGCGCGAAAUUCUCUCCAUUCUGGGGCUGCCGCACCGGCCCCGACCGCACCUCCACGGGAAGCACAAUGCAGCCCCGAUGUUCAUGCUGGACCUCUAUAAUGCCAUGUCCACAGAAGGAGACGCGGACGGCUACUCAUACCCUUACAAGCCCGUCUUCACCACACAGGGACCACCGAUUGCAACUCUUCAAGACAACAACUUCCUUAACGAUGCUGACAUGGUCAUGAGCUUUGUCAAUCUAGUGGAACAUGACAAGGAGUUCCUGCCUGUGCGGAGGCACCACAGGGAGUUCCGCUUCGACCUGUCGCGGAUCCCCGAGGGAGAGGCCGUCACCGCCGCCGAGUUCCGCAUCUACAAGGACUUUGUCCACGAGCGCUUUGACAACGAGACCUUCCGCAUCAGCGUCUACCAGGUGCUGGAGGAGCACUCGGACAGGGAAUCGGACCUGUUCCUCUUGGAUUCACGGGUCAUCUGGGCCGCUGAAGAGGGGUGGCUGGUAUUUGACAUCACUGCCACCAGCAACCACUGGGUCCUGAAUCCCGGCCGGAACCUGGGCCUGCAGCUGGCUCUGGAGAGCGUGGACGGCCAGAGUGUGAACCCCCGAGUGGCAGGGCUGAUAGGCCGCAGUGGGCCCCAGAACAAGCAGCCCUUCAUGGUGGCCUUCUUCAAGGCCACUGAGGUCCACAUUCGCAGCAUUCGGUCUGCCGGGAACAAGCAGCGCAAUCCCAACCGCUCCAAGGGCUCCAAGGGCCAGGAGGCUCUGAGGGUGGCCAACAUAGCAGAGAACAGCAGCUCUGACCAGAAACAGGCCUGCAAGAAACACGAGCUGUAUGUCAGCUUCAGGGAUCUGGGGUGGCAGGACUGGAUUAUCGCGCCGGAGGGCUACGCGGCGUACUACUGCGAGGGGGAGUGUGCCUUUCCACUCAACUCCUACAUGAACGCCACCAAUCACGCCAUUGUGCAGACCCUGGUUCAUUUCAUAAAUCCAGACACUGUGCCCAAGCCCUGCUGUGCUCCCACCCAACUCCAUGCCAUCUCCGUCCUGUACUUUGACGACAGCUCCAAUGUCAUCCUGAAAAAGUACCGCAACAUGGUGGUGAGGGCCUGUGGCUGCCACUAAUACCCUCACCCUUCCAAUGCAACAUACACAUGCAUACACACACCAAAAUACACACACAAACACACAUGCAUGCACACAAAACUACAUGCGCACACACUAACACACAUACACAAACACAUAUCCCAGGAUGCAGUGGCACUGGAAGAACUCACAAACCUGGACCAUCUCUGCAAUUUGAGGCCACUCUCCUCACCACCGAUGGGCAGACAGCCUGCCCUGCAGCAUUCUGCUUUGUUCCCCAUGCCGUCGGCCUGCCUACUGGCCACAUUAUAAGCACUGAGGGAGGGGAUCCAUUCCAAUCCACUCCAUAUCUAUGUGCGCCGAGCUUCACGAAAUUCCCUGACUGGACUCUGGCUCCUGAUUGGCUGAAGUUCCAGCUCCUACCAGCCUGGCUUUUAUUCUUGUUGCUGGAACACCUCAAACUAUGUGCUCUGUACAGUGAACCACAAGCUAAAGUCUUUUUGAACAGACGUACAGCACAGGAAGCACACACGUGUACACCCUAGUGUCAAUGAACACCCCCGCUGCCUCUUUGAGAGAGAGAGAGAGAGUCCCAAUGACUGUGUGUCAGAGACAUUGUAGGAACGUGUGUAUCCCGUUUCUUGUCUCCAGGACCACUUUGGAUAUGUCCAAACCACACAUUCUCUGCUCAGUUUCGCUUUCAGUGUCCGGCAUUGCCUAGAAGUCCAGAUUCCAUCUUGAAUUCCAUCUGUGGCAAACCUGCAACCCAAUGGACAUGUUGUGGUAGUUGUUUGCUCAAGAUUAACAUGAGUUCAGGACAGAUCUGCUCAUUCCUUCCCCUACCUGUGCUGUCUACUGUGUACAAGACAUUUUAAGUGGCGGUUGUGUGGCAGAAAUAUGUAGCCAACACUUUCCACAUUUUGUUCUGUUGUUUUUCUGUCUGACACUUUUCUUUUAUGAUUUUUCUGGAGUUAAAGAGGCCAAGGCUAAAGGAGCAUAGAUUACUAGAUGAACUCUUUGUAUGAUAUUGUGUAAAUAGUUUUUUAAAGACAGAGAAGAGUGUAUUUAUUUCCAGGUUGGGAUGUAAAUGGGGAAGCAAAUGAUCUCAUCUGCUGUUCUCCAUGUGUUAAACUUCUCAUUUUUCCAGUUCCUUUUUAAUGCAAUUUUCAGCUUAUGACACCAAAAAAAUGUACUUAAAAAUGGCAAUGCAUUUUGGGAACAUUGAGGGAUAUGCAUUUCGGCACUCUGUUCCUCACCGUGGAGCCUCCAAAAUGGCUGCCUCUCUGUAAGCUUUGACCAAGUGGUUAUACUGAAGAAUAAUAGCUGUAACUCUAUCGUCAGUCAUGGUUAAAUACCACAGGGGCAGCAUGGGAAUAUCCCAGGCACUUCCUCUGAAUUCUUAACGUUGCUGUAAUGAUAUUGGGAGGAGGUUAAGGGUAAGGUCAGGAUAUAUGAUAUGUGACCAACACCAAAAUGUAGAGGCAGCGAGAGACUUUGUGGCAUUUCUCUCAAAUGAGAAGUGUUAAGUCUUUGCAGCACAACUUUUUCUUUUUUCUUAAUUGCAGUCACUACGGUAACAGUUUUUUUACAUUCAAAAGUAAAUCAACAGAAAAAUGCGCAGUGACAUCCACAGUGCAUUCUGAAACGAGCAGCAGGCAGAAUUAUGACCGCGGGCGAGGGAAACGAUGCCUUUAAGGACUUUGUCAGCUCAUUUCAGGAUUCUACAUUUCUCAUUCUGCUGUGAAGAAACCACUUUUCUUUUCUUAUUUAAGAGAAAUAUUUAUUGAGUGUAUGUGAGAGCUGUGCACCAUGCUGGACAGCAUUUUGCCCUCUCCUGACUUCAAUGUUUUAGUACAAAACUAGUUCAAUAAAUAAGGAUGAAAUAUUA